This is a messenger RNA of Trichoderma gamsii, 1062 nucleotides long. RefSeq lists its product as hypothetical. Gene Ontology annotation, biological process: regulation of transcription by RNA polymerase II. NCBI's taxonomy places the organism in Eukaryota, Fungi, Ascomycota, Sordariomycetes, Hypocreales, Hypocreaceae. The record is from RefSeq and is a predicted model, not a curated record. Gene Ontology annotation, molecular function: DNA-binding transcription activator activity, RNA polymerase II-specific. The transcript has 3 exons. Bases 1 to 1062 code for a protein of 353 amino acids.
AUGGAGCCUUUCAACGACAACGACAAGGGCAACCUGUCACGAUCGCCCGCGUCGUCGUCCGCGGCUCCAACUCUAUUCAUCGGUGCCGAGGAGAGACACCGGGGCGUGCCAGAGUUUACCAUCGAGGACAUGGCGCUGUUCCACCAUUGGACGCUGACGACGAGUGAAAGCAUUGCGGGAUGCUCGGGUGUCGACUACUACUGGCAAACGGUGUUUCCACAGAUUGCGUUUCAGCACCCUUUCGUCAUGUACGGCAUCCUCAGCUUGGCGUCGCUGCAUCAGGCACAUCUCUACCCGGAAAGCCGACAACGGCUCAUAACGGAAGCCGCCCGAUAUCAUAACCAAUCUCUGCAUGGUCUCAGGCAAGGCAUCGCGCAGAUCAAUGACGACAGUAGCGAUGCUUUAUUUGUUUGCACAUCGUUGAACAUUGUCUACGUCUUCGGCAUAUAUGGGAAACUCUACGACGAAACUGCAGGCGGUGCCGGUGCCGGUGCCGCCGCCAGAACAUCGCGAAUCUUAGGAGCCGACUGGAUUCCUAUGGUGCGAGGUGUUGAGGCCGUACUGCAUCCGACGUAUGAACGGGUGCGCCUUGGACCGUUGAAAUCACUCCUCAACCUCGGAAAUUGGGAGGAUUCAGACCCGGAUAGGGCGCAAGUGGUUGACGAUGACAGCUUCCGCAACCUUCAAAAUAUAUGGGUCGAGAGUGGUGACUGUGAAAUUUAUAACAAGACGUUGUAUUUGCUUCGGAAGUGCCAUGUAUUCAUGAAGCAAUUCCACAAUAUAGACGCCAACACUUCGCAGGACACAAACUAUCACAGGAAAACAUCUGCACCGCUUAUCUGGAUGCACUUUGCUCCCGACGAAUACUUUGUGCGGCUGCAUCAACGGCAGCCACCUGCUCUGCUAAUAUUUGCUUACUUUGGCUCGUUGUUUCAUUGCUUGGAUGGGUAUUGGUUUUUUGAGGGUUGGGGCAGAAGCAUUGUAGGAGUAGUAGAUGAGUUAUUGGGAGACUAUUGGGGCCCGUGGUUAGAAUGGCCAAAGCAGUUUGUAGGACUGCGAUAG